AUGGGUGAGUUCAGCAGGAACAAUGAUUCCGAGGCAUUCUUGCAUGUUUGGAACCAGGUCUGUGAAGUCGUGCACUUCCCCGCCCCUUUGGACAUUGUGCCGAGUCUCAGGAUCGAUGGCAGGUUCGUGCCUCUUCGCCGGAUCGCUUGCGUCGCUUCCCCGUGUCCAAGGUGUGAGGACGCCCGGGGCGGGUUCCAGUUCCCGUGGUUGGGACCGUGGGCAGUCAGGGCGACUGUGGUGCCGGAUGGGUGGCAUCCCGACGAUGCUCGCACUAGGUUCUAUGAGUGUGAUACCAUGUUCACUGACGAGGAACUCACACUGCAUGGUUCGGCCAUCACCAUGCGUGACAUGCUCACCGCCACGAUGGCCAGGGUUCUGUACAUGGCAGAAAUUAACACGCUGCAUGAUCUGCCGGGUGCUUCCCUGGCCUCAGUUUUGGAUACAUGGAGGCAGUGGCAGCAAGGGCAGCGCAGGUGGCGUGACCCGUCACUCGGAGCCGAUGAGGUACCCACCGCAAUGGAGGCCUUCGCGGACCCCAUUGUCCGCCAUCGCCGCGCACUCAUCUUUUGGUUGUUCCAUGCAGGCAACCCGGAACACGACCCCGGCAGCCUUCGCGCUAUGUGGCGGCUCCUUCUUCUGGUUUGCUGCGGGACGCACUUUGUUGGGGCGCGCCAGGCGCUCCCUGGCGACCAUUAUAAGCAGACUGAGUUUGAGCAGCAGGCGGUCAUGGUGUGGUGUCCUCCCUCGUCGUGUUCCGGUUCCUCCUUUAGAUUUGGGCUCCAGCUUUGGGCUGUGGGGCUCGCUUUGGCAAUCAUGCCCGGGAACCUGGGCGUCUAUGCAGCCGAGUCGCUGUCUGCGGCGUCGGCGCCAGAGAGCGCAUACACAGCUAUGGGGGAGAUGUCUCGGCAGCGUGCCGGUCAGUGGCGGGAGCAGCAUGGACUCCUGAAUGACUCCGACUUUGCCUUUACGUUCCAGAGCUACGAAGAGGCUAUGGCACAAGCUGGAACCCUGGUGGCGGAAGAGUGGGCCGCGGUACGGGCCGCUUCCUCUUCGGGGCUCUACGGGGCAGUGACUUCUGCCUUGGAGUCGGCGACGCCUUCGCCUCAGCCGGCCGUGAGACGGCACUUUAUUGCCUCGGUUCAAUGCGGCCAAGCUAGAGGGGACCUUACGGCCGGGCUGGAGCGCGAGUGGCGCGCAGCCUUGCAGCGGAAGGCGGAGGCAAAAGCGAGGGAUUCGGAGGCCGCCACGGUUCGGGGAGCCCUCCUUACCUUUUCGGAGCUCCAGAUUCACAUGACUGAUCGUGGGCGCGCUUUCCCGCCGGACGGUGUCGAUCUGGAUGCUUUUCUGUAUGGUGGGACGGCGGCGCAAUCCCGAGCGCUUGCGGGACUACGCUGGCUGGUCAAGGCAGGCCAGUUGGAUCACGACUUGUCGGCCUACGACUUCCGGGGCCAGCCCAACAGGGAGCCAAAGCAAGCAGCGGUUGCUGAGCCACCCAUGUUGGAAGUGCUGGAGACCAAGAUCGAGCAGCUUUACAACAGCAACAACCCUCAGUGGCGAGCCUUACUAGGCCUCUGGGCGUGCUGUUUUGGAGUGCUUCGGCUUACGCAUGUGAACCGAUCUUCUCCGCGUCGGCUCUCGCGCUCCACCUUUCACUUCCGCUGCUCCAAAGGCAAGCAGAAAGGGCACAGACAAGGCUUCGAUUACGCGAUUUCGAGCUACUUUAUGUCGGGUUGGGAUUGGUCAACCCGCUGGCUGGAGGAUUGGCGCGCUCUUCCGGUUCUUUCCCGCGAGAAGGCGGGGAUCAACUUCAACGAGUUCGGCAAGCCUUACUCUACCCCGCAGACCGUCAAGUUGGCUCAGGACGUGUACACGCCCCUCCUUGGCGAAGGGGCUGCAGCAGUCAGCACGUACUCUUUCAGGAGAGUGGCCCCCUCUUACGCCGACACUGGCUGGCUGGAUGGGGCCAAAAUGCGCCAGGAGGGGAAUUCCAUGCCCCUUCGCUACGCCAGUACUCGAUACACGGCGUCAGUGCGACGCAAGCAUUGCCUCCUGAACUCGGUCGCAGGUUUGGUUCGCUUUCAGUCAUGGGACCAGGUGAUGGCAGAGGCCCUGGCUGCAGUGGAACGGGAUGGUGCCCUUGGCAUGGACAAGGCGGUGCAGAAGGAUCACCAUACGGUGUGGCAGGGCCAGCUCUCUCAGAAAGAGGUCCAGUCAAGGUUCCAGUUGCCAGCAGUGGUGCCGGUCCCGGCCGCAGCGAGAGCCAUGAUGCCGCGGCAGAUUGGUGGCAAGCGUUUAUCGGCGACCUUGCGUGAUGGUGUGCAGCUCUGUGCGGCCUUCCAGUCAGGCCAGUGCCAGCACGGAGGAGAUGAGUGCGCAUCCGGCCGGCAUCGAUGCGCCAUUCUGCAAUCGGGGCGCGUGUGUGGUGGCACCCAGAGAUCCGUGGCGGCGCCCGAGUCACCACCGAGGACGGGGACACGUGCCAAGGCGGCGGCUGUGGUCUUGAAGCCCAAGGCAAAGGCAGUGCAGGCGAUCCACGUCGAGCCCAACAAGGACUUCAGGUGUGACCUCCAGCUGUGUUGGCUUACCGAGUCCCUUACUUCCCGUGGUGGUGCAAUUAUUCCUGGGGCUCUGCAGAUGCAAGUGGCUAUCACGGAUUCGCAGUCCAGGGCCUUGGUCCUCGCCUUGCUGACCGAUGUUCCAUUUGAGCGGGCCCAGGCGACGGUGGGCGUACAGCUGUGGUGGGUAUCCGCUGGCCCACUCCGACGGAAUAUCUUCACUGACCGCUCCCAGGUUCACCUCGACUUGGGCCAUGGGGAUCUCCAGGAGGCCCAAGGCUACCAGAGAGCCUUCUGCCGCGACUGCUUGCAGCGUGCGUCGGCAGUGUUCCACCCGAAGUGA
Messenger RNA from Symbiodinium sp. CCMP2592, 2898 nucleotides. NCBI's taxonomy places the organism in Eukaryota, Dinophyceae, Suessiales, Symbiodiniaceae. The record is from the annotation of a GenBank genome assembly.